Messenger RNA from Ipomoea nil (Japanese morning glory), 2344 nucleotides. RefSeq names its product F-box protein SKIP14-like. The transcript is spliced from 2 exons. The record is from RefSeq and is a predicted model, not a curated record. Gene Ontology annotation, molecular function: protein binding. Bases 218 to 1570 code for a protein of 450 amino acids. NCBI's taxonomy places the organism in Eukaryota, Viridiplantae, Streptophyta, Magnoliopsida, Solanales, Convolvulaceae. Gene Ontology annotation, cellular component: cytoplasm.
AGAUGAGAAUUGUAUUUUAAUUAAAAGGAGUGAUUUCUGAAAUUUCUGGUGUGGCAUCCCUAACCUCAUAUUUUGCAGCGGAUUCUAUGGAGAAUUAGGGUUGUGCCGUUAUGUACAUAUUUGUGCAUUUUGGGAUUUCUAACUAAAAAUCGCGAGGCAUGCGGUGUUUUUGUUUGAUUGUGGCUAGGUUUUGAGUGGAAAGAGGGGGCGUUCCCGGAUGGCUUUGAAUCAAGGAGGAAGCUUUUGCAGUGGGAUCAACUUUCAGAAUAGGCGUUUCUCGGAAGAUCGCCCGGAUAAGAAUCGGGAUUGUUUUGGUAAAUCCUGGGGUUUGGAUUGCGGGAAGGGGAAUUUUCAGGGCAAUAGAAAGGAGGAGAUCCGUAAUGCUUCAGAUGAUGUUGCGGAUUUGCUGCCUCAGGAUCCAUUUGAUAUGAAUAUUGAUACCAUAGAAAUUGGGUUCGUGAUUGAUGAAAUUGGGGUUGGGAAAGUUGAUGAUCAGUUAUUUGCGGGAUUUGAUUUUGUAUUGAAUGGUAGCAAGAGGAUUCAUCCAGAGUCAGGUGCCGAGAAGAUGAAUGAGAACUCUGGAGUUGGAGCCAUGGAUUUUGGGAAUGGUGAAUUUGAUGGCCAUGUCUUUUCGGAUUGUGAGAUGGAUGAGACUAUGGAUUUCAGUUAUGAAAAAUAUUGGAUUUUUUAUGAUGAAAUCAACAAGCGUGAAGGAUUACCUGGAGAGGGUUUCCAGGGUGAAGGAGGUUCUCCUCCAGAUGCUCUGCCUCUGGCCCUUUAUCGUUUAGGUGUUGAGGACCUUCUCUUUGUUGAGCAAGUUUGCAAAUCUUUGCGCGAUGAAGUGCAAAACAAUCCACUUCUAUGGAGAAAGAUAAAGAUUGAUCACCCUUUGAGUGAUAAGAUCACAGAUGAUGCUCUCCUGCAGUUGACGAACCGGGCCCAAGGACGUCUCCAUUGUUUGAGUCUUGUGGAGUGCUUGAAGAUCACUGAUAGUGGCUUAAAGAAUGUGCUUGAAAGGAAUAAAACACUGACAAAGCUUAGCGUAGCUGGAUGCACGAAGCUCAGCAUUGGCGGGCUUCUGUCGAACUUAAAGGUUUUUAAGUACACAGGAAAUCCUGGGAUAAAGUGUCUCAGAAUUGGUGGACUGUUCGGUGUAACGAACCAACACUUUGAAGAGUUGAAGUUACUUUUAGGUGUGAAUAACAGCCAACUGCCAACUGCCCGUAAGCCACGGUUUUACCAAGCUGGCCAGUUGUAUCUCUCUGUUGAUGAUGAUGAUGAUGAUGAUCACGCUCUUGACAUUGAAACAUGCCCAAAGUGUGAGCAACUCAGACUAGUUUAUGAUUGCCCUGCAGAAAGUUGCCAAGGGGAUCAACAAGGUACCCAGUUAUGCAGGGCUUGUACUUUCUGCAUUCCUCGUUGUAAAAGCUGUGGCUGCUGCUUAAGCAAUCGUGAUUAUGAAGAGACAUUCUGUUUGGAAAAUCUUUGUUCAGAUUGCAUCCAGAAGUUUUUGCCAAAGCACUCAUUUUUCCACCCACAGGCAAGUUACCGUUUCUUCCUAUGUGGCUAGAGAAGUUCAAACCAAUUGUCAAUUUUGAUGCUUCUUCUGGUCAUGGAAACUGGAUGAAUGGAGGCUGCAUAGAUCUGGCUAUACAAUGUUCUAUGGACUAUGGGGAACUUUAAACUUUUAGGACGGGCUAGAUUGAAGCCAUUGGAUUUUGCCUAUUAUGGGCGCUUGAGAGCAUAGAGCUGGAGGGAAAGAAAUAAAAGAAAAGCUAUUCUGAUUGCCAGCUGCAUUUUGAUAAACUUAUCUUAAAGAGGGGAGCAAACGCGUGCAUUACAAGUAGUGAACUGCUGAAAAACUAGCUCGAUGGGUUUCACGAAGAUGGGACAGGAAUUGCGUUUAGACUUGCAUCCUACACCACUGCUAGAGCAUGAUUAGACAAAUAGUUGGCAGGUUUGUGAAAGCCAAGCAUCCUUUUCUGUUAUAAACUCCGAGAGAGAGAGAGAGAGAGAGAGAGACACAUAUAGCUGAGCUGUGAUUGUGGUCGACGGAGAAGCUAAACAUCAUCGUCAGACAAGCUGGAUUCUCACACACAGUGGUGACACAGGGAUCACAAUUGGAAGCUUGGAGUUGGCUCAUGUGUUUAACUAAAAAUGUUUUGUAAUUGUAUGUUCAAUACUCAAACUCUGCUAGUGGCUAUCCUCUGAAUGUGUUGUCUGCCAGUUACCAUCUGUUUGUGGUACUACUUACUACUACUAGGCAUGGAUUUCUUGUGACAAUAACUUAUGGUUGUGGUAGUUAUACAGUCCCAACUCAUUUCCUUUGACUCUGCUUUUUCAA